Cicer arietinum (chickpea) is the source of this 752-nucleotide messenger RNA. NCBI's taxonomy places the organism in Eukaryota, Viridiplantae, Streptophyta, Magnoliopsida, Fabales, Fabaceae. The record is from RefSeq and is a predicted model, not a curated record.
AGAAACAACCACUUAUUUCCCAAAGAGGUUCAGCCCCAAUAUUCUCUUGUUAUUUUAAUUUACUUCCCCACGCUGUAUACACUCAUUCCCAUUAUCACCGAUACAAAUACAAAUAUUUUAUAAAACACCAUAUACAUUAACAUCAUCAAUUAGUUGUAUAUAGCAACAACAAAAUAGUAAUGGAGCAUUUCAAAAAGUCCAAGGCCGUGAAGCUACGCAGCCAUCUCGGCAAGUACCUAGUCGCCGACGAAAACAACGAGAACCUCCGUCAAAGCCGAAAAGGCACCACCAAAGAAUCAAUAUGGUCGGUCGAACUAGUCGAAACAAAGAGCCAUUGCAUCCGGCUGAGGAACUGCUACGGCCGUUGCUUAACUGCAACGGCCGCACCAUUUCUCCUCGGCAUGACCGGAAACAAAGUCAUUCAAGCCAAUUUCGACGCGGGUUUGAGUUGGAAAUAUGAGUGGGAACCUAUAAAGGAAGGGUUUAACGUGAAAUUGAGGAGUUGGUGUGGAAAGUAUUUGAGAGGUAAUGGUGGAACACCACCUUGGAGAAAUUCUAUUACGCAUGAUGAUCCUAGUUCUGCUACACAUAAUUGGAUUCUAUGGGGUGUGGAGGUUGUGGAUUUAUUAUUGGUUAAUCAUAAUAUUAUUGAAUCCUUCAAUCAAAGAAGUUUUGGUUCUUAUUCUUCAUUUGAUUCUUCUCAUAAGGUUGAUCAUUCUCAAUCAAAUUCAAUGCUGCAGGUGCGUGUUUAA